This is a messenger RNA of Closterium sp. Yama58-4, 936 nucleotides long. NCBI's taxonomy places the organism in Eukaryota, Viridiplantae, Streptophyta, Zygnematophyceae, Desmidiales, Closteriaceae. The record is from the annotation of a GenBank genome assembly.
AUGAUGUCUGACAUGGAGAUGGCCGGUGAACGCGAUAACCAUGAGGAACUUGGCCGAAAGCCCAUUCUCCAGCACGACCCUGGCCAUGACGAGAACGGUGGAUUACACACAAUGGUCGAAGGCGCUGUUCGACUGGUCACAAUGCUUAAUUUCAUGAAGGUUGAGCUUGGCGAGUACAAGUCCUUAAAGUCCAAAGAACAAUGGCGUUCCAUCGGCGUUGAGUUUCUCGCCACCCUUCUGUUCGUUUACCUGGGGUGUGGCUCUGUCGUAGCAUCAGGGGUCCUUGAGACGGAGUUGACAUCUGCAAGGCUCACUGUUAUCGCGCUUGGUCAUGGAUUGGCUAUAACCUUUCUCGUGGCAAGCACUGGUGCAAUCUCUGGAGGUCACAUCAACCCAGCAGUUACCCUUGCCUUCGUAGUUGCUGGAAAGGAGAACAUCAUAAGGGGCUCUCUAUACAUCGUUGCUCAGUUGGUUGGGGGAAUCUGCGGAGCUGCCUUGUUGGGGGCGUCCAUCCCUGUAGCAGAUCUAGGUCACUUGGGUACUCACAGUCUUGGCCACGGAACUUCCGUCAGCAAUGCUUUUCUGAUGGAAGUGAUGCUCACCUUUACUCUGGUAUAUGUUAUCUUUGGUGUCGCUGUGGACCGAAGAGGACCAGGUGUUAUUGCACCCAUACCGAUUGGCCUUGUGGUGGUAGUCGAUCACUUGGUGGGAGUACCAUUUACAGGUGCAUCCAUGAAUCCCGCCAGAAGCUUUGGGCCAGCUGUUGUAUCAGGAAUCUGGCCACAAGAACACUGGGUGUACUGGGUAGCACCCAGCCUGGGGUCAGCACUAGCAGCUGUCAUUUACAGGUACAUAAUCAUGGGAACAACCUACAAACCACCAGAAGCAGCAGCAAUGGUUAUGCCCGGAAGAAAGUCAAUGUCAGCAGCAAUCUGA